Galeopterus variegatus (Sunda flying lemur) is the source of this 999-nucleotide messenger RNA. RefSeq names its product testis expressed 38 (gene TEX38). The record is from RefSeq and is a predicted model, not a curated record. The transcript is spliced from 2 exons. The coding region runs from base 139 to 924 and encodes 261 amino acids. Lineage: Eukaryota; Metazoa; Chordata; Mammalia; Dermoptera; Cynocephalidae.
GGGUAGGGGGCAGACAAUUCCAUGGGUAGACCAGUCUCUCACAGAAGUAGUAGAGACACACUGUGCCUAUGAGAUACCACUGGAUGGAGUCCCUUCUUUCCAUUAAACCAGGACCACUCCAUAGGCACUGUCCCCAGAAUGCACAAUGUUCAGAACCUAAUGACCUCUCCUUUAGGGAACAAUGGGGCCUGGGUGUUCUGGGGAAUCCUAUUGGAUGGACAGUUGGUGGGUGGGUUCCCUAGCCCCAGAGCAAUCGGCUGGCUACGAAGGCUCGACCUUAUGGAUUCCCAACAGGAGCACGUAAGCAUCCCUAGUGAGUGGGUCUCACUGUACUUUGGAUUCCUGGGGCUGUGUUCUGUGGUAACCGGAGGCUGCAUUUUCUUUCUGCACUGGAGGAAGAACUUGAGGCGGGAAGAGCGUGCCCAGCAGUGGGUGGAGAUGAUGAGAGCCUCCACGUUCACCUACAGCCCACUGUUGUACUGGAUUAACAAGCGACGGCACUGUGGCAUGAACACAGCCAUCAACAUGGGCCCUCCCCCUGCUGCCACCAAGACUGAUGCUGAGGUCCAGAAUCCAGAUCCUCUGUGGGAAUUAGACAUCCCUGAAGGCGGGAGUUAUGCUGUCCAAGACAGCAGCCCCAAGGUGGAGGCCCCCAUUCCCCUGCAACCUGCACUACAGCUGGUCCAACAGCAACCCCUACCUUCCCCAAGGCCACAGACCCAGGCCAGCUCCCCACUCCCGAUUCCCAUCUUUCAGGAGGUGCCCUUUGCCCUGUCCCUCUGCAACCUGCCCCCCAUGCUGAACCACUCUGUCUCCUACCCUUUGGCCACUUGUCCUGAAAGGAAUGUCCACUUCAAUUCCCUCCCCACAGUGGCCCAUGGGGACCACUGCUUCAAUGCCAAGCCCUUUGCUUCAGAAUUGUAGCCUCCUCUCUCUGAGGCGGGGGCAGGGGGGAGCUGCAGAUAUCAGGGGAAGAGUGAGAAAUGGAGCUCACCUCAG